Molecule: messenger RNA, 2222 nt
Organism: Limulus polyphemus (Atlantic horseshoe crab)
Lineage: Eukaryota; Metazoa; Arthropoda; Merostomata; Xiphosura; Limulidae
Product: twinfilin-1-like
Exons: 6
Biological process (GO): barbed-end actin filament capping; positive regulation of neuron projection development; regulation of lamellipodium assembly
Cellular component (GO): cytoplasm; myofibril; actin filament
Molecular function (GO): actin filament binding; actin monomer binding
Source: RefSeq, a predicted model, not a curated record
GUGCGAGAAAAGAUGCUGUAUGCAUCAACUAAAGCAACCUUGAAAAAAGAGUUUGGAGGAUCUUACAUCAAAUAUGAACUUUUUGCUACUACCAAGGAGGACGCAAGUCUCCAUGGCUAUCACAAAUAUCUACGAGCUGAAAAAGGUCCAGCACCUCUAACACCUGCAGAAGAAGAACUUCAGUCAAUAAAACGAAAUGAGUCUGGAGUUGGUAUUGGAAUUGACACCAAACAUCAGACAUUACAAGGGGUUGCUUUCCCUACUUCUGAUGAUGCAGCUAGUGCUUUGUUUGAUAUGAAAGAAGGACUAGUUAACUAUGUACAGCUGAGUAUUGAUCUAGACAAAGAAGAAAUCAACCUUGAAAUCAAAGAUCAGACAGAUGUGCAACAGCUGGCUGGAAAGAUGCCAGCUGAUCAUGCUCGUUACCAUCUGUUUGUUUUUCCUCAUUCACAUGAAGGAGACUUUCUUCAGAGUGUAGUAUUCAUCUACUCAAUGCCAGGCUACAACUGCUCCGUUAAAGAAAGAAUGUUGUAUUCAAGCUGUAAAAACCCACUCUUAGAAUUUAUAGAAGACAAAGUUGGAAUUUGCAUAGCAAAGAAGUUGGAAAUUGAUGAUCCUAAAGAAAUCACUGAAGGGUUUUUAUAUGAUGAGAUACAUCCCAAAAAGAACAUCUACAGACAAAAGUUUGCUAAGCCUAAAGGUCCAGGAAACCGUGGAGCUCGGCGGUUAAUUCGUUCUAAGAAUGAUGAUGUAAAUCAAGAAGAUUCAUCAUAAGUUUCUAAAAAAGUGCACUUAAAAUCAAAGGAUGUUUAUAUAAUUGUUCAAUGUACAGUAAGAUUAUCACUAAAAAAAUGUGAGGUUAAAAGGUGUAAUUUUUAUGAAGUAGUUUCAAUUUACUUACUGUUACUUUCAUGUAAUGGUGCAUUUAAUUAUUGUUACUUUAUGCAAAAUUUUUACGUGUUUUCAAAAUUCAAGCAAUAAUGGUACAUGGAGCAAUUGAAGAAAUUAGUAAUAAUGAAGUUAUAUAUGUAUAACGGUGAAUUUACAUACAUAUAUGCAUGUCUUUAGAGACAGGGCUUUAUUAUAUUAUCUUGGAAAGAGCAUAAAGUAACUGAAAUGUUAAUAAACUGUAUGUUUGAUAUGUGAUAAAGCUUUUUCUGGUUUGGUAAAAAUAGCCAUUGGUGAUAUGUAGAAUCACAUGUUUGGAUGGUUUAGGGUGAAACAGGUUUAAUUUGUGAGAUGAAGUUAUUUCAGUAUUCAUGAGUCCAAUUUGUAGUUCACUUAUUUUUAUAAUGUUAGAAAUCUUCCUUGUCAGAUUAAACGUUUAAUAAAAUAUAUACUAUACAUGAACACAUUUCAUGUUAGGAGAAUAAUACGAAACAUUUGUGUAAUAAUUUAGAAUUCUUUGUUAUUAUUUCAUAAUAUUUGGAUGUGUAUCUGUUUGUAUUCUCUUAUGCAUAAAAUAUGUACUUGCAGAACUACAUAGAUGCUUAUCAUUCUCUAUAGCUCCAAGUUUGUGGGGGGUGACAAAACAAAAGGUGAAAUGUAAGUGAAUAUGUAAAAGUAAGGCUUUACAGUGUAUUGAAACAAUGAAUAUGUAAAAAAUUUUGUCUAUAAUAGAGAAGUCACUUCAUCGUCUCAAAAAAAAGUUUUUUAAGUACAUGUUUCUCAUAAUUUGAACUUAAACUCUUUAAACACUUUUCUACACAGACAGAUAUACCAAUUGCAGAACAUUGUAAAUGAAUUCCUUUGCAGUUUACAGCAUCUGGUAUAAUUCUAAUGUCCCUGUAUUGUAUUGUGUGAUUUCAAGUUUAUUAUGAUUCACUGGUUUUUGUGUUGAUUUAUUUACCUGUUAACUGCAUAAAUGCUUAUUUCUCUUCUUGUUUUGUAUUUGUGUAUGUAGACACAAACACAUUUACUAAUAUACAUGUAGAUGAAUAGCUUGACAACUAUAAAAAGUCUUACUCCUUAACCUUAUAAGAAUGGUGUUGGUGUAUUGCACCAACCCCUAUUUCUGUGAGGAUAGACAUAGCAAUGUUUACUAUAGUUUUGAAUUGACUACAUGUAUAAAAGCAGGUUUUUACACAAGAAAUUGGAUUUUUUAGUGAAGUACUUCUAGUAAAUAUUUAUUUGUGAAUUUAUAGAGUCAGUCUGAUCAAGCUGUAACUAGUUUCAGUGCAAGUUGAUUUCAUGUUAAAAAUAAAAAUACUUUUUUCAUCUUA